Lytechinus variegatus (green sea urchin) is the source of this 5952-nucleotide messenger RNA. RefSeq lists its product as uncharacterized. Bases 1 to 5952 code for a protein of 1983 amino acids. Gene Ontology annotation, molecular function: zinc ion binding; nucleic acid binding. The record is from RefSeq and is a predicted model, not a curated record. Lineage: Eukaryota; Metazoa; Echinodermata; Echinoidea; Temnopleuroida; Toxopneustidae. The transcript has a single exon.
AUGGAUAUUCAUGUAGACAUAGAUAGCAUGUCUGUAGAGAAUAUGCGCCGUUCUGCUCGCAUAAAGAAACUAACAGAAAAAGCAAUCAUGCAAAAGAAAGAUGAUGAGUUGCAGGGCAAAUUUUAUUCAGAACACCUUGACCUGCUAACAACCCUAAAGGACACUGAUAGAUUGCUCUCUUCAGUCCCCAUUAACGAAAAUGAACUUUCUCUGCGGAAAUCUGAUAUUUCUGCAAGAUUCGAUUCUCUGCGAAAAGUUGCAAGUGAACUUGAAGAAAUUCAAGGCGGUGUGAAUGAGGACAUAGCCAAGCAUUUAGAUGAGCUUUCCCCAAUUAUUGUAGACACAAUUUCAAAAAUUGUGGUUGCCGUUUCUGAAUCACGACGGGAAACAUUCAUUGAAGCACCCUCUGUUUCAAAGAAGUCUGCUGCGUCUAAGAUGUCGAAAAUGUCUACAAUUUCUUCAAAAAGGGCAGUUGUAGUAGCUGAAGCGGCAGCAUUGCAAGAGAAACUUGCUGCUCACAAGCGCCAGAAUGAAUGCCAGAUGGUGUUAGAACGCCUCGAGAUGGAAGAAGAUGCUCGAAGGAAAGAAGCAUCACUCAAGAUAGAACAGCUACGAAGAAAACUAGAAGAGGAACGCCUAGAAGGUGAACUAAAGGCACAGGAGGCAAUGAUAAGAGUGUAUGACGAAGUAGAAGAUGAUGGUGCGUCAACAGAUACGAUGAGAUCGACAAAACAAUUGAUUAAAUCCCCUAAUCAAGAUGACAAAAGGGUUAAGUCGCAAAAACAUGACGCCUCCAUUGAUCCUCCUCUCACAAAGAGCAAGGCCUUAAAUCCUGAUUCACCUGUCUUCCAGCCAUCUCAUUCUUCAAGCGAGGCCCAACAGAAUGAAAGUCUAGCAGAAGUUCUCACUCGAACGAUGACACUUAGUCGGUUACCAAUUCCUGAGCCUCCAGUAUUUAUGGGUGAUCCUCUCCAAUAUCCUAACUGGCUAUCAGCUUUCACAACUUUAAUUGAAUGUCGUGGAAUUCCCUCUGGUGAAAGGAUACACUACCUAAGAAAGUACAUUGGAGGAUCAGCAAGAGAGGCUGUCAGCGGCUUCUUUUUGCUGAGGUCUGAGAAAGCAUAUGAACAAGCCAGAGAAAUACUUGAGAAGCGUUUCGGCAACCCCUUCACCAUUUCAGAAGCCUUUCGAUCCAAACUUGACUCGUGGCCAAGGAUCGGCAAUAGGGAUUCCAAAGGCCUUCAGAAACUUUCAGAUUUCUUGCAACAAUGUCUUCAAGCAUCAUCAGAAAUCAAAGACUUGGAAAUCUUGAAUGACAUUCGGGAGAUGAGCAAAAUUUGCAUGAAACUUCCGGAUUGGAUUGUACACAGAUGGAAUCGCACGGUAGCGAAAGUCAAGAAAGACAAUGGCAGGUAUCCAUCAUUCAGAGAAUUUGUCUCAUUUCUAUCAGAAGAAACUGAUAUUGCCAAUGAUCCGUAUGUUACAUAUGACACAGUAAAGGCAGGAAAAGACAAGAAUCAUAACGAUGCUUUCCAGAUACAGGAAGAAAGCAAGAAUCCUACAUCUCGUCAACAAAGGACAACCUUCUCUGUAGCCAGCAAGACAAGCACUACCCAGAAGACAUGUGUCCUCUGCAAACGGCAGAAUCAUGGGUUGAAUGAGUGCUGGGACUUCAAUCAGAAAACUUUGGAGCAAAGGAGAGAUUUAGUGAAGAAAGAAGGUCUUUGCUUCGGAUGUCUCUCCAAAGGUCAUAUGUCAAAGCAGUGUCAAAAAAGGGCUGAGUGCAAGAAGUGCAACAAGCGCCACCCAACAAGUCUACACAAUGAGACACUAAAUCAGCUGUCUACGGAAAGAAAACAUGAUCAAAGUGAGGCACAGUCUACUCAGACCAAAGAAGUUACCAAGGAGAAAGAAGCUUCUUGCAACAGAGUCAGGUCAGAUGUAGAUGUUUCUCUCACAUCGAUGGUGCUGCCUGUUUACCUAUCUAGUUUGGAUGACCCUCAGAAGGAGAUACUAGUAUAUGCCUUACUAGAUACGAUGUCGGAUACAACAUUUAUCACAGAUAGUAUUGGAAAUGACCUACAGGUGUCCUCUGAAACUGCGAUGUUAAGUUUGACUACAAUGACAGAUUCCAAGACAAUUCCAUGUAGGAAAUUCAAGAAUCUUGUCGUUCGAGGUUUUAAGUCAGCAGUAAAGAUACCUCUUCCUGCUGCAUACUCCAGGGACUCCAUCCCUCUUGAUGAAGCUCAUAUCCCCACAGAAGAGACAGCCAACAAGUGGACUCACUUAAACAAUAUCUCGAACCAGCUCGCACCAAAGCAAGAUUGCCCCAUAGGUCUGCUCAUUGGAUACAAUUGUGCCCGGGCUCUUGCACCAAAGAAUUGCAUUCUUGGAAAGAAUGAUGAGCCAUUUGCAGUAGAGACGGAGUUGGGAUGGAGCAUCGUCGGUGGUUCUCAGAACGACUCCACAGAGAGCUUUGACACGAUUGGGCAGACAUAUCGUACUGUCAAUGUGAAGGUAGCAGAUCCUAGUCUGACAGACAGUCAGUCUAAUGUGAAGUACAUUUACAAGACACAGUUAAAGGAAGUUACUGCUGGAGACUUCCUUCAGAUGAUGGAAAGAGACUUUCAUGAAUUAGACAGAAAGGAAACGAUGUCCCAGGAAGACAAGAAAUUUCUAAAGAUCAUCAAAGAUGGAAUCCACCAAAGGGAUGAUGGAUAUUAUGAAAUGCCCUUACCUUUCAAGAAGGGUGAACCUGAUCUGCCUGACAAUCGGAAAGCUGCUAUGAGCCGACUUCACGGAUUGAAAAAUCAGUUCCUGAAGAGACCAAAGUACCAUGAACACUACAUGACUUUCAUGAAUGAGAUUCUUAAGCGAGGUGAUGCUGAGAAGAUUCCCACAGAUGAAGUGUCUACUUCAAGCAGUUGGUAUAUACCACAUCAUGGUGUAUAUCACCCUAAAAAGCCGAACAAAGUCAGGGUCGUAUUCGACUGUAGUGCUCGAUACCAAGGAACCUGUCUGAAUGAUCAUCUUCUACAAGGGCCCGACCUGAUCAAUCCCCUUAUCGGAGUUCUGUGUAGAUUUCGCCAAGCACCUAUAGCCUUCACUUGCGACGUAGAAAAGAUGUAUCACCAGUUCCGUGUGACGAAGGAACAUCAAGACUAUCUCCGUUUCCUGUGGUGGGAGGAUGGGGAUCUCUCUAAGCCCCCAGUGGAUUAUCGAAUGAAGGUCCAUCUCUUUGGAGCCACUUCUUCUCCGGGAUGUGCAAACUUCGGGCUGAAGCAAAUAGCAGAAGACCACAAAGUCCUUGGUGUAGAAGCUGCAGAAUUCUUGAAGAGGAAUUUCUACGUCGAUGAUGGCCUAAAAUGUGUAUCCUCUGAAGAAGAUGCCAUUGACCUUAUCAAGAAGGCAGUGUCUAUGUGUGCCAAAGGUAACCUGCGUCUUCAUAAGUUUGUCUGCAACAAUCAACGAGUGACAAGCAGUAUCCCUGAAUCGGAACGAACUGUUGUUGCAAAGACUAGUCUGGAACUCGGUCAACAAGGCUCCACAUCAAUUGAAAGAGCACUUGGGAUACAAUGGUGCAUCAACUCAGAUGAAUUCUGUUUCAGACUAACCCUCAAAGAUCAUCCCCUGACAAGACGCGGGAUUCUUGCCACCGUUGCUUCCAUUUACGACCCACUCGGUUUGAUUGCACCUGUGGUUCUUGUUGGAAGACAGAUUGUCCAGGAAAUGUGUAGACAAAAGAUGGACUGGGACCAUCCUGUUCCUGAAGAUCUCCGUCCACAAUGGGAAAAGUGGAGACUUGAGAUUCUGAAACUUCCCAAAGUUACCAUCCCUCGUUGCUUCGAACCACAAGACUUUGGGACACCUCAGGAAGUGCAGCUCCACCACUUUUCAGACGCCUCCUUAUCAGGAUAUGGUCAGUGCUCCUACGUGCGUCUAAAGGAUGAAAAUGGCAAGGUCCACUGCUCCUUAGCCAUGGCAAAGGCAAGAGUGACUCCUCUAAAGCCAACAACAAUCCCAAGGUUAGAACUACAGGCAGCUACCUGCUCCGUAAGAAUUGCUAGUAUCCUAAAUGAUGAACUUGACUACGAUUCUCUCACGCACUACUUCUGGACAGACUCAAAAGUUGUUCUUGGCUACAUAUACAACGAGACUAGGCGCUUCCAUAUGUAUGUUGCCAAUCGUGUUGAACGCAUACUUCAGACUUCAUGCCCAGAACAAUGGAAUUAUGUAUCCAGUGCUGAGAAUCCUGCUGAUCAUGCUUCUCGAGGAUUGACGACAGAAGAAAUGCUAUCAUCCAACUGGCUUACAGGACCUACCUUUCUUUGGAAGAGUGAGAUUCCUACACAAGAUGUCGAUGUUGAGGUUUCUCCUGACGAUGUUGAAGUGAAAUCAGCAGCUACUGUUCAUGUUACACAGGUAGAGAACUUCACAUCUUUCGAAGAUAGAUUGACUCGGUUCUCCAGUCUUCAUAAUGCAGUGUCAGCAGUUGCAGUGAUAGUAAAGUGCUGCUACAGAAAGAAGGACCUGAGCAUUGAUGAAGUAGAAGCAAGACGAAUAGCGGAAAGGAAUAUUAUCCGUGCAAUUCAGAAAGAAGCAUUUCGUGAAGAAAGGAAGCAAAUCAAGUCAGAUCCCUCAGUCGGUUCAAAGUCCAACUCAUUGAAGCAGCUUGACCCUUUCCUUGAUAAUGACAAUCUUCUACGGGUGGGAGGUCCGUUGAAAAAGGCCGAGAUGAUGUAUGGUGCAAAACAUCCUAUCAUCCUACCAAAGCGAAGCCAUCUAUCCAACCUCGUUGCCUUGCACUAUCAUCAAAGAACUGCACAUCAAGGAAGAAAUCUGACCAUCAAUGCCAUUCGUUCCAGUGGAUAUUGGAUCAUUGGUUGCAGGAGUAUUGUCUCAUCUCUAAUCAGCAAGUGUGUAAUCUGUAUCAAAUCCCGAGGCAAGCCAAGAGGACAAAAGAUGGCCGAUCUACCUCAGGAUAGAGUAGACCCUUCUCCUCCUUUCACCUACUGUGGACUUGACUGUUUUGGUCCCUUUACUAUCAAGGAAGGAAGAAAGGAGAUAAAGCGAUAUGGGCUCAUUCUUACCUGUAUGGCUAUGAGGGCCGUACAUAUCGAAAUGCUAGACGAUCUGUCCACCGAUGCAUUUCUCAAUGGACUAAGAUGCUUCAUUGCUAUCCGGGGAAAUGUUCGCCUCAUUCGUUGUGAUCAAGGAUCUAACUUCAUUGGAGCCAAGCAUGAAUUGAAAAAAGGCCUCCGUGAAUUAGAUGGAGAUUGCGUUGCCACUCAAUUACUGAAACUUGACUGCGAAUUCAAGAUGAACCCUCCUUCUUCAAGUCACAUGGGAGGAAUCUGGGAACGACAAAUCAGGAAUGUCAGAAAUGUUCUCGAUGGAAUACUAGAACAGUCAGGAACUCAACUAAAUACAUCCUCUCUUCGAACGUUCCUGUACGAAGCUAUGGCUAUCAUCAAUAGCAGGCCAUUGACAGUUGAAGAUCUGGAAUGCGCGGAUGGUCCACUCCCCUUGACUCCGAAUCAUGUCUUGACCAUGAAGUCAGGUAUUGUGAUGCCCCCACCAGGAAAAUUUGAGAGAGAAGACCUCUAUCUCUCAAAAAGAUGGAGACGUGUGCAAUACUUAACAGAUCUCUUUUGGAUUCGUUGGAAGAAAGAGUAUCUUCACACCCUCCAAACCAGGAAGACCUGGCCAAAACAACAGCGAAACUUCGAAGUAAAUGACAUAGUCAUGCUACGAGACGAUGGUCUUUGUAGAACACACUGGAGUAUAGCCAAGGUUGUUCAGACUUUCGUAAGCGAUGAUGGCUUCGUUCGUCGAGUUAAACUUCUCAAGGCAACUCCGGACUUAGACAAGAAUGGAAAACCUCUCCAAAAGAGAACUGUGCUUGAAAGACCUGUCCACAAGUUGAUCUCCUUAGUCCCUAACUCCGACUAA